Molecule: messenger RNA, 1330 nt
Organism: Helianthus annuus (common sunflower)
Lineage: Eukaryota; Viridiplantae; Streptophyta; Magnoliopsida; Asterales; Asteraceae
Product: nicotianamine synthase
Exons: 1
Coding region: 5-1252 (415 amino acids)
Biological process (GO): nicotianamine biosynthetic process
Molecular function (GO): nicotianamine synthase activity
Source: RefSeq, a predicted model, not a curated record
UGGCAUGGAAUCCCUCCAAGAAAAGAUCACACUAUUGAAGAAAGUAUGUGAGAUUUAUAAGCAACUUUCCAAGCUUGAAACACUCAAACCCUGUAACCAUGUUGACAACCUCUUCACCGAACUCGUCCACACAUGCAUCCCGCACUCUUCUAUCAAUAUAGCCACUCUCCCCGAAAGUAUACAUGAAAUUAGAAUUAAGCUCAUUAGACUAUGUGGUGAGGCCGAGGGCCAUCUUGAAGCUCACUUCUCCACCAUUUUAGGCUCAUUCAAAAAUCCACUUCUCCACCUCACCAUGUUCCCUUACUACUCCAAUUACCUAAAGCUUAACCGUCUCGAGUACAACAUCCUCAUUCAACACUAUUCCACUACACAAGCCCCCAAGCGCGUCGCCUUUGUGGGAUCUGGCCCCUUACCCCUCACCUCAAUCGUCCUGGCCUCUUACUAUCUAAAGGAAACAACUUUUCACAACUAUGACAUUGACUUGUUAGCGAAUUCAAUGGCUUCUCAUCUCGUUGCAUCUGAUGAUGACUUGUCCAAAAGAAUGGUCUUUCACACUGCAGACAUAAUGGAUGUGACUAAUGAGUUGCAAAACUAUGAUGUUAUUUUCUUGGCUGCACUGGUGGGGAUAGAUGUUGAUGAAAAAGUUAAGGUUAUUCAACAUUUAGCCAAGUACAUGGCCCCUGGUGCCAUCCUCAUGCUUAGGAGCGCCCAUGGUGCUCGAGCUUUUCUCUACCACGUUGUGGACCCUCAAGUUCUUAAAGGGUUGGAUGUUCUCUCGAUUUACCAUCCUGAUGAUGAUGUGAUAAACUCUAUUGUCAUCUCACGUAAGUAUGGGAGCCCAGCAAACACUAUAGAUCGUAAUACAAUACAAAAAUCGCCAUUUGCAAACGUCAAAAUGGCCAAAAAUCCGCCUCUAAACGCUAUUUGCGACAGAUUUGCAACUGAUUUUUUGGCUCGCAGACAUCUUUGUCACCAAUCCAAUUUACAACCAGCUUUUGCAACCGAUAUGACUUUCCAACCCAUAUUAGGGACCCAAAGAUUUGUCUCUAUAUUUCAUACCGAAUUUGUGAACCCGUUUUAUGACUGGAUUUGUGAUCGCCCUUCUUUGCGACCUAUUUGUGGCUGUGUGUUUUGCAACCGAAAGUGUGGUCGCUUGUUUUGCCACCUCCAGUCUUCUUCUGAUCGUUUUUUGGUCGCAAAUGGCUCUCGAAUUUGCUUUAGAAUAUUAAGAAAAAGAUUGCUACCUUUUUAAUGUCUUCAAGUUUCCUGUUUACAUACAUAUAUAAAUUUCCAAAAAUAUAUAUACAAAUCAAAGGAAAUGUAUUGGAAA